AUGACUAACACAAGACGUGAACGCGCAAUUGCCCUUCGUCCUGUUGAGAUUACCAAUCAGCAGCUUAUGGAAAUACUUUCUACUGUGAGAGCUGAUAUGCCUACCAUAAAAGGACAGAUUGGCAAUGUUGAGCAAACUCUGACCAACAUGAAUGACAGAAUUGGCGUUCUUGCCACCACCAGCACCAACACCAUCAGUGCCAUAGAUAGUUUGGCCAGAACUCCCCUUGCUGCUCCUGUGAGAGCCGAACUCACUGUUGCUGCACCUGUUGUCAUCUCCAACCAUGAGUCUACCCGUGAAGAAUCUAAUGCAGUUUAUGCUCAUAUUUACAACCUUAUGUGGAAACCCAAGCUUAGCUUGAGAACGCCAGAAAAUAUCCUGGCCAACAACCUCAAGCCCAGAUGGGAUACAAAUGUUGCUUUCAACAAAUCUCCCAACAGGGAGAUAGCUGAGAGACUUCUUUCUAACCUUGAGCGCAGUAAAACCCGUCGUGAGAGAAUGUCUGAUGAUGAGAUAGUGGAAACAAAUGCUCUUACACGAAGAGCAGCCCGUGCAGAUGAUAAUGAGUGUCGCCGUGUACUGGCAUACAAAGACAAUAAGGAGGCAAUUGAUCUUGUAAUGCUCAGAGACUGUGCCAACACUCUCCAAAAAGCAGUAAUGUCAGAUGGAGAGUCUGCCAAUGAAAUGGACGAGGAUGGCAUAAAACAUGUCAUUCAUAUUUGCAACCGUUUCAUUGCACUUGUUGACACUUAUGCUGUCCAGGCCAUGGAGUCAAGUGCUAAUCAAAGGAUCCAGAGGAUCACUACUAGUGUGUCCAACUCAGCAGUCCCAGAUAACAUUAGCCCCAAUUUUUCUCGGUGA
Molecule: messenger RNA, 861 nt
Organism: Phycomyces blakesleeanus NRRL 1555(-)
Lineage: Eukaryota; Fungi; Mucoromycota; Mucoromycetes; Mucorales; Phycomycetaceae
Exons: 5
Coding region: 1-861 (286 amino acids)
Source: RefSeq, a predicted model, not a curated record